UGCACCAGUGGGGUAUGCAAACACAGCACUUCCUCUUUUGUUCUCAUGCCAAAUUCCACAAACUCAGAAUCUCUCCUCUUUUUCCUCUCUCACUCUCAAUGUUUCUUCUUUCUUACUACUACUUCCUUUGAAUUUUCCUCUCUUACUCUUUUCACAAACACAUAGCUAUGAACUUACCUUUCUUCUCAUUCUUUCUCUUCCUUGUUUCCUUUCACUUCAUAAUUGCAAAUGGGGUUUGUCAAUUUGAACAGAAGAAGAUUUUCAAACUGCAAAUGUUGCAGAGGAAACACCAAUUUGGUCCCAAAGGUUGCAUCCUCCCAGAAUCAAGAAAGGAGAAAGGAGCUAUUAUACUGGAAAUGAAGGAUAGAGGUUAUUGCUCAGAGAGGAAAAUUAACUGGAACAGAAAGCUUCAGAAACAGUUAAUAUUAGAUAAUCUCCGAGUUCGUUUGAUGCAAAACAGGAUUCGAACAAAGGUCAGUCAUGGCUUAGGACAAUCUUCAGAAAUCCAAAUUCCAUUAGCUUCUGGUAUAAAUUUGGAAACUUUAAACUACAUUGUGACAUUGGGAUUGGGUAAUCAGAACAUGACUGUGAUAAUCGAUACGGGAAGUGACUUAACAUGGGUUCAAUGUGAUCCUUGUUUGUCCUGUUAUAAUCAACAAGGACCUGUAUUCAACCCUUCUAAUUCGUCUUCCUAUAAAUCAUUACUAUGCAAUUCAUCAGCAUGUCAAAAUCUUCAACUUACUACAGGAAAUACAGAAGCAUGUGAAAGUAGUAAUCCAUCAAGUUGUAACUAUGCUGUUAACUAUGGUGAUGGAUCAUAUACUGAUGGAGAGUUAGGUGUUGAGCACAUUAAUUUUGGAGGUAUUUCCGUGAGUAAUUUUGUUUUUGGUUGUGGUAGGAACAACAAAGGUUUAUUUGGUGGAGUUUCGGGUCUAAUGGGAUUAGGAAGAAGUAAUCUUUCAUUGAUAUCUCAAACCAAUACUACAUUUGGAGGAGUUUUCUCCUACUGUUUACCAACAACAGAAAAUGGAGCUUCUGGUUCAUUAGUUAUAGGUAACGAGUCGUCGGUUUUCAAGAACCUUACUCCAAUUGCUUACACCAGUAUGGUUUCAAAUCCACAAUUAUCAAACUUUUAUAUACUCAAUCUCACCGGCAUAGAUGUAGGCGGUGUGGCUCUAGAAGAUACAAGCUUCGGCAACGGAGGCGUUCUGAUUGAUUCGGGGACGGUGAUCACUAGACUAGCACCAUCUGUUUAUAAUGCUUUGAAGACAGAGUUUUUGAAACAGUUUUCUGGUUACCCUUUUGCACCAGGGCUUUCAAUUUUGGAUACCUGUUUUAAUCUAACUGGUAUUGAGGAAGUUAGCAUACCUACCCUAAGUAUGCACUUUGAGGACAAUGUUGAUUUGAAUGUGGAUGCAACUGGUAUUCUGUAUAUGGUAAAAGACGAUACUUCACAAGUUUGUUUGGCACUUGCAAGUCUUUCUGAUGAAAAUGACAUGGCCAUCAUUGGGAAUUAUCAGCAAAGGAAUCAGAGGGUAAUAUAUGAUGCCAAACAGUCCAAAAUUGGAUUUGCAGUGGAGGAAUGCAGUUUCAUUUAAGUAGGGAACUUUCCUAUAAUAUGUCUCAUAUGGACACAAUUCUUAGCAGAAUUAAGCACAUAGUUUCUGCAAGAAAAAAUCCAGUUUUUUCUACUCUGACCAUUUAUACACGUGCAGCUAUGUUUGCCUUGCGUUAUAAGUUAUAACAAGGUAACUAGCAUAAGAAUGUCAUUUCCCAGGUUUUUCCUAGGUCUAGCAUUCUAUUGGUUUAACUGUAUUUCGAUAUUCAUUAUGAUUAAUGAAUUAUUUCAACAUCACAAUA
Lathyrus oleraceus (garden pea) is the source of this 1860-nucleotide messenger RNA. Its product is annotated as aspartyl protease family protein At5g10770. Gene Ontology annotation, biological process: proteolysis. The coding region runs from base 168 to 1598 and encodes 476 amino acids. The transcript has 2 exons. The record is from RefSeq and is a predicted model, not a curated record. Gene Ontology annotation, molecular function: aspartic-type endopeptidase activity. Lineage: Eukaryota; Viridiplantae; Streptophyta; Magnoliopsida; Fabales; Fabaceae.